UCUCUCUCUCUCUUUCUCUCUCUCCCUCGGCAUCCCCAUCCCCCACCCAUUGCCUGAGUGAGAAUCUCUGUUCCCAACGCCGCUCGGAAGCCCGAAAAUCUCUGGAGCAGAGCGAGUUUACAAAUAGACAACCAACGGUUAUCAACGUGAAUCUACGAUCUUGAAGGGACAGCAAACCCUGAAAUAUCACAUCAAAAAUCAAUUCAAAUACCACGUUUUGUUGGCCCUUAAAGCAUGAGUUGGACACUUUGACUCUAAGGAGCUUGUUCCAUCAUAUUUCAUCAGGCAAAUCCGAACCCAAAGAUAAGGCACAACUGAAAGAUUUGCAUAUCCACUCCCACCUCCUUCCUCAUUUGCAUACAGCAAGAAUGGCGAGCGGGCACCCUACUGACAAAUACAGUUUCAUGUACCAACCAGACACGCACAAGAGUAAGAACAGGUUACCCUCCAGUAUGAAUCCUGUAUACAGCCCAGUCCAGCCCGGUGCCCCCUACGGAAAUCCUAAGAACAUGGCCUACACAGGCUACCCUGCAGGGUACCCCGCGGCCGCCCCCACCUACACCCCCAACCUCUACCAGACAGGCAGCCCUGGAUAUCCCCCAGGAUAUACUGCAGCAGGUACUCCAUAUAAAGUGCCUCCCACCCAGACGAACGGGGCCCCCCCACCAUACACCCCUACCCCCAACCCCUACCCCACAACCAUGUACCCCAUCCGCAGUGCCUACCCUCAGCAGAACCUCUAUGCACAGGGAGCCUACUAUACCCAGCCAGUGUAUGCAGCCCAGCCCCAUGUGAUCCACCACACCACCGUGGUGCAGCCCAACAGCAUGCCCUCCGCCCUCUACCCCGCCCCCGUCUCCGCUCCCAGGAACAACGGCAUGGCCGCCAUGGGCAUGGUCGCCGGGACAACCAUGGCCAUGAGCGCCGGCACACUGCUGACCACGCCCCAACACCCUCAGAUCGGAGCGCACCAGGUAACCGUGCCAACCUACAGGCCUCAAGGAACACCUGGAUACAGCUAUGUCCCCCCCCACUGGUAGAGCCCCCACCCACAGCAUCAUAUCUGGAGUCCAACAUCGUAUGCAACUACUCAAGUCUUAUGCGGGCUUCUACUGGUUACCAUGGAAACCCUGCACCUGUCUGCAAGAACAAGAACCUAAAGUGCAACUGCCACUUUAUACAUUCACUAGUGUUUAUACAACUAAAAAAGAA
Messenger RNA from Osmerus eperlanus (European smelt), 1212 nucleotides. It is a transcript of the gene fam168a, whose product is annotated as family with sequence similarity 168 member A. The record is from RefSeq and is a predicted model, not a curated record. The transcript has 9 exons. NCBI's taxonomy places the organism in Eukaryota, Metazoa, Chordata, Actinopteri, Osmeriformes, Osmeridae. Bases 369 to 1040 code for a protein of 223 amino acids. Gene Ontology annotation, biological process: positive regulation of base-excision repair.